AUGCCGGCGCUGCACCCUCGCGUCCAGUGGCGGGAACGGAGUUCCUGGCGUGAUGCCCCGCCUUGCGCCUAUGGCGACGCGCUUACCUGGGAGACUAUGCACGGGCCGCGGCGUCCAGCUUCUGCAACCGCGAAAGCAUCUGCCUGUGACGAGCGAAGCGCGGAUGUCGGAGCCCACGACGAGAGCGCUGCGCGUCGAGCUCGUACCCUAAUCACCGAGCAUCUUACAGGCCCCGUUCUGGGGGAAGGACUCUCGUUUACGCCAGGUUUGGAGGCUGUGUGUGAAAAGUUGGUGGAGUUCCUGGUAGCAGCGCUGGCUCCGGACUCCGAACAGCGGCGGCGAGCAGUCAAAUCGCUUCUCAUCGCUGGUCCUCAAGGCAGUGGCAAGUCGAGUGUCGUUGAGACUGCGCUUGCACGAUAUCGAAAACGAACGCCGCGUGCCCGCCCUGCUAUUUUCUAUCUUGACGGAGAGAUUUUCGCAGACGGCGAUCUCAGCGCGUAUCGGAGCUUUGUGGCGCAGCUACGACGCGAGUUACGAUUGUAUGACGGGCGUUUUCCAUCGCGUUUUGCGGGCUGGGAGUCUCCGUUACCGGAGACGAGCUCGAUGCCCGACGAGGAAGUGCCCGCGAAUGACGUUCCGCAUCAAGCGAGCGCUUGUAUCGAAGCGAUUGUGGAACACGUUCAAACGUUGCUGCGAUGGACGCUCGAGAGCGCUGAGCGAAGCAUGUCUGAUGCCGGUGUACAUCGGAUUGCGGGUAUCGUGCUGGUACUGGAUAACAUCGACUACUUUGCGCGGCGGAUGCAGCAUGUCAGGCAGCACUUGCUGUAUAGCUUGUUCAACAUGCUGGGGUUCGAUGAUGCUUCGCCCUUCGUAAUUAUAGGACUCACUCGUCGGUAUGACGCGAUGGAUCUAUUUGAAAAGCGCGUCCGCUCCAGAUUUUCACAGACGGUACUUCACGUACCCUUACCGGAAAGCAGUGAUGCAGUACGGACGCAUCUAGCGUCGAAGCUUGAGGCGUUUUCGAAACCCGAGGUGGUAUCGAUUUGCCCGAGACUGGCAGCGAGCGCACGUGCUCUGCAGCAAGUGCUCCUCGAGGACCAGCGCCUAGCGCGCAGCAUUGCGGAUCUCUUUCGUCACUGUCGAGUUAUGCGAUUAUACCAGGGGGCCUUGAGCCACGCACUCGUUGCGCUGACGUACGCUGCGAUGAUGAAUACGUGCGAGGCGACCGCUUGCCUCGAGCAACAUCUGGUGUCGCAUGUGGCCCACCGAGACAUACGACAGAGAUUGCUCGGCCUCACUUCUGCUGAACUGGCAUUGCUGGUCGCGCACAGCAGAGCAGCUCAACUUAAUGAGAACCGGUUUGCUUCAUUUCAGCAGGCCUUUGCAGAAUAUCAGCGGUUCGUCGGCAAAAGCGCCAUGCUCACCACGCAUCAUUCGCAGCGUGCGACUGGCCUUGUUGCAUGCAAAACGUUGUCUCAGGUAGAGGUGGACGGUCAGCGUAUCGGAGGUAUCUUUCAGUCCGAGGCUGUAGCGCUGCGCAUUUUCGAGCAGCUGCUCGACCUCGAACUUCUUGUUGUUCCUGACGGGGCGCGCUAUGCAUGUCCAAGCAAACUGCAAAUGCCGCUCGUGCCUACGUUUCCCGAAGUCGUCCUAGUAGACGUCGUCCAGGAACAUCCCCACGCGAGCACCAGUCUCAGAAUCUGGUGCAAAUCAUGGCUCGAAUAG
Messenger RNA from Cyanidioschyzon merolae strain 10D, 1725 nucleotides. Its product is annotated as similar to origin recognition complex subunit 4. The transcript has a single exon. Gene Ontology annotation, cellular component: nucleus; nuclear origin of replication recognition complex. Gene Ontology annotation, molecular function: DNA replication origin binding; ATP hydrolysis activity. The record is from RefSeq and is a predicted model, not a curated record. Bases 1 to 1725 code for a protein of 574 amino acids. Gene Ontology annotation, biological process: DNA replication initiation; DNA replication. NCBI's taxonomy places the organism in Eukaryota, Rhodophyta, Bangiophyceae, Cyanidiales, Cyanidiaceae.